This is a messenger RNA of Corticium candelabrum, 2135 nucleotides long. Its product is annotated as threonine--tRNA ligase 1, cytoplasmic-like. Gene Ontology annotation, biological process: threonyl-tRNA aminoacylation. NCBI's taxonomy places the organism in Eukaryota, Metazoa, Porifera, Homoscleromorpha, Homosclerophorida, Plakinidae. Gene Ontology annotation, molecular function: ATP binding; threonine-tRNA ligase activity. The transcript has 27 exons. Bases 14 to 2098 code for a protein of 694 amino acids. The record is from RefSeq and is a predicted model, not a curated record. Gene Ontology annotation, cellular component: mitochondrion; cytoplasm.
GACACUUAGCAAAAUGGUUCUUCUGUGGCUCAGGUGGCAAAGUGUUGCAAGGCUGGCUGCUUACCGUUUUUAUUCUGGCCCGUGCCAGCACCGCCUUGAUAUUUGGCAAAGAGAAAAGGACAAGGAGCGGCAGAAUAUGUUCAUGCAAUCAACUGAAUCAAUUCCAUUGACUUUAUAUGGCGGAAUUGAAGUAAACGGAGUGCCAGCAUACACUACUCCAAAACAGGCUGCACUGGAAUGUUCUCAGUUCAACGCCAGUGACACUGUUGUUGCCUUGGUGAACGAUGUUUUGUGGGAUCUCAACAGACCAUUGACUCAUAGCUGUCACAUCAAAUUGUUGUCACUUUCUGACAAUGUUCUUGCUAGGAAGGUGUUUUGGCAUUCGUCUGCACACAUCCUAGGCUGGGCAAUUGAGCAGUUUUUCAGCAAGCAUGUUGACGUAGAACUCUGUGAUGGUCCUGCAUUGGAUGAUGGGGGAUUUUAUUAUGACUUUUACAUUGGAGGCAAUACAGCAUCUGAGAAUGAUCUAGAACAGCUCACGAAAGCGGCUAGCGACAUUCUUGCGCUCAAUCAUUGUUUUGAACAUCUUACAUUGACGAAGAGUGUUGCACAAGAAAUGUUUCAACACAACAGGUUUAAGCUAAAUUUCAUUAGUCAGAUACCUAAUAAUGAAGAUGUCACAGUCUAUAAAUGUGGAGAUUUUAUUGAUUUGUGCAAAGGUCCACACAUUCCUAGCACACAACUUAUUAAUGCUAUUGAAAUGCACACGGUAGCUGGAGUUGAAGCCUCUUUGGGUCAGUCAAAGGUAUUGCUGCAACGAGUUUAUGGUAUGUCUACAGCAAGCAGAAAUGAGAUGUAUCAGUGGAAGGAAUCUCGAAGUGAAGCUCAUAAACGAGAUCACCGAGUAGUUGGUAGAUCACAGCAACUUUACAUGACCCAUCCAGACAGUCCGGGUAGUGUUUUCUUGUUACCACACGGUGUGAGGAUUAUCAGUGCAUUACGAAAGCUGCUAAAUGAACAUAACAGAUCAUAUGGAUACCAAGAGGUUAUAACACCACUCAUAUUUAGCCGAAAACUGUGGGAAACAUCUGGACACUGGGAACACUAUUCCGACAACAUGUUUACAGUGGGGCAUCAAGGCGGACAUCUGCAUCACGGAGGAGGUCAAGAGUAUGGACUCAAGCCUAUGAACUGCCCUGCACAUUGUCUUAUUUAUCAGCAGCACCAACGGUCAUACAGAGAAUUACCUCUGCGAUUUGCAGAAUUUAGUCCACUACACAGGAAUGAGAUCAGUGGUGCUCUGUCUGGUCUGACUCGUGUUCGUCAGUUUCAUCAAGACGAUGCUCAUAUUUUCUGUACAGCAGAACAACUGGCAGUCGAAGUCAGAUCUUGCUUAGAAUUUGUAGAAAAGAUAUAUGGAGCAUUUGGCUUUGAUUAUGAACUGCGAUUAUCAACGAGACCGUCUGAUUACAUGGGUGAAUUAAAACUAUGGGAAGAAGCGGAAUGUCAGCUGGAGACUUGCUUGCUGGAGUGCGGCUCUAAGUGGUCAAUAAAUGAGGGAGAUGGAGCAUUCUAUGGUCCUAAAAUUGAUGUUUUACUCACUGAUGCUAUUGGCAGGCAUCAUCAGACAGCCACAAUACAACUUGACUUUCAGCUACCGUAUCGUUUCAAGUUGAACUACAGAGGGCCUGACGACAAUCUACACACGCCUGUUAUGAUUCACAGAGCUAUUCUUGGAUCGUUUGAGAGAUUUCUUGGCAUAUUGACUGAACACUAUGCAGGCAAGUGGCCUUUCUGGAUAAGUCCUCGACAGUGUCUAGUUUGCACAGUUCACAGUGACCUGAACGAGUAUGCAAGAAACGUGCAGGCAAACAUUGUGGAUAGAAGUUUCUACUGCGAUGUCGAUGAAUCUGACUCAACCCUUGACAAGAAAGUAAGAAAUGGCCAGUUAAUGCAGUACAACUUCAUACUAGUUGUUGGACGGAGAGAGAAAGAAGGUAAUUUGCUUCAUGUACGCCACCGUGAUGGACAGCAAACACCGAUGUCAGUAAACAGCUUUUGCCAACAUUUGGUUGAUUUACAAACGUCAUUGAAAUAGUUAGAGCCUCGUAUGCAAAGUGAUUGAUAUCAGCGAG